CGGCCGCCGCACGCCCAACCCGCGGCUCGGGAGGUGGCUGAGGAGUGAAUUUUCUGGAAGGCGACUUUAAAGGCGCCGGGCCGGAGCGAAGGGCGUCUCGGUGCCGCCGCCCGGGCCUGGGAGGGGCGCAUUAGCGACAGGAAGCGAGCUGCGCCGAGGUCUUCGCGGAACCAGCUGGUGACCUCGCAGGAUGAACCACAAGAGCAAGAAGCGCAUCCGCGAGGCCAAGCGCAGUGCGCGGCCGGAGCUCAAGGACUCGCUGGACUGGACGCGGCACAACUACUACGAGAGCUUCUCGCUGAGCCCCGCGGCCGUGGCGGAUAACGUGGAGAGGGCGGACGCUUUACAGCUGUCGGUGGAAGAAUUUGUCGAGCGGUACGAAAGACCUUACAAGCCCGUGGUCCUGCUGAAUGCCCAAGAGGGCUGGUCUGCGCAGGAGAAAUGGACUCUGGAGCGCCUGAAAAGGAAGUACCGCAACCAGAAGUUCAAGUGUGGCGAGGAUAACGAUGGCUACUCGGUCAAGAUGAAGAUGAAGUACUACAUCGAGUACAUGGAGAGCACCCGGGAUGACAGCCCCCUCUACAUCUUUGACAGCAGCUAUGGUGAACACCCCAAAAGAAGAAAACUUUUGGAAGACUAUAAGGUGCCCAAGUUUUUCACUGAUGACCUUUUCCAGUAUGCAGGAGAGAAGCGCAGGCCGCCCUACAGGUGGUUUGUGAUGGGGCCACCGCGUUCUGGAACUGGGAUUCACAUUGACCCUCUGGGAACCAGUGCCUGGAAUGCCUUGGUUCAGGGCCACAAGCGCUGGUGCCUGUUCCCAACAAGUACUCCCCGAGAACUCAUCAAGGUGACCCGAGAAGAAGGAGGGAACCAGCAAGACGAAGCAAUUACCUGGUUUAAUGUUAUUUAUCCCCGAACACAGCUUUCAACCUGGCCACCUGAAUUCAAACCUCUGGAAAUCUUACAAAAACCAGGAGAGACUGUCUUUGUACCAGGAGGCUGGUGGCAUGUUGUUCUCAAUCUUGACACCACCAUUGCUAUCACCCAGAAUUUUGCCAGCAGCACCAACUUCCCUGUUGUGUGGCACAAGACGGUAAGAGGGAGGCCAAAGUUAUCAAGGAAAUGGUAUAGGAUCUUGAAGCAGGAGCACCCUGAGCUGGCAGUCCUGGCAGAUGCGGUUGACCUCCAGGAGUCCACAGGCAUCGCUUCCGACAGCUCCAGCGACUCUUCCAGCUCCUCCAGCUCCAGCUCCUCUGACUCAGACUCAGAGUGUGAGUCUGGGUCUGAAGGUGAGGGGACAGUGCACCGCAGGAAGAAGAGGAGGACGUGCAACAUGGUGGGAAACGGGGACACCACCUCACAGGACGACUGCGUGAGCAAGGAGCGCAGCUCUUCCAGGAUUAGGGACACUUGUGGAGGCCGGGCUCAUCCCUGAGCAGAUAGAGACACGCUCCUUGAGGUGGCUCCUGUGUACACUGGUGGCUGCCACCCCGCUCAGUUCUCACGUCUUCUGCUCCUACCUUCUCCUCUGUCUUCUUUGAAUUUGGAUCUUCCUUCUCUGGUCUGAGCUCCUGUCUUCAGCCGAAUGCUGGUUUUACUGCUUCUCAAGACUAGAUUGUCAAGAAGUCAGAAAGCUCUGCCAGCUCCGUGACACGCUGGAGCUGCCGUGCUGUUGGGAAGAAUUCCUGGGUUGUCCUGAUCAGAACCACGAUCGCCACAGGCCAGAGGGGUGCGGUUCACUCAGCGUCUUACUGUGUCUGUCACCUCACUGCUGUUGGUAAGGAACUGCUGCCUUUGUACAAGCAGAGACACUAAGAGUGGCAAGUGGAUGUUGACCCACCUGUGUGUGAACCUGUCGUGUGUAAAAAGUACUGUUGAGUGUGUGCUGUCUUCCUGGAUGUCACCACUGGUCCAGAGACCUUCAGGGGCAGUGACCCAGCCACGUGCCCAACACCGCCGCCCCUGCUCAGUCCUGCUGUAGGAUUCCUCAUCUUUCUCCAGAAGGCUCUCAAGUUCAGGCAUUUUUGUACGGUGUGUUGCAGGGGUGGGCACAUUCAUGUCUUCUGUUUGUGCAGACUGGGAAAGGUGUUGAUUGUGUUUUUGUCUUAGAACUUGAAUUAUAAAUAGGCCAGGUUCUAAUCCAUGGGUUCCAUUCUUCCCCUAGUGUGACCCACGAGCAAGAAGCUCCCACUCUGUAAGGGUCUUCAUGUCUGGUGUCCCCUUUAUUUGACCUGCAGACAUCAAGUGGGCAAUUUAUGUUACAUUCAGGAAAGAAAUUUUGGAAAUGGUGCUUCUAGUCUUUGGGAUCUGUGGAUACUUCUGAAUAGCUCUGGUGGAGUAUUUGGGAUCAACCAGCAGGUUUCCCUUCUUGCCCUCUAGAUUCACCUGCUUGCCUUAAUCUGUUCCUGAAGCCAAGUGAAUUUAAAUCAGAAUAGCAGGGGUUUUCAAGGCCUUGCCCAGUCACACAGUCAGAGGCACCACACUGUUUUGCUGGAGUUUGGGUGAGAGGCGCCCAGGCAGAAAUGUUGGAAUGGUGUGGUGCUGCCUCUCAGAAUCCCCUAAAACAGGAAUGAUCAGAGGACCCAGACAGUACACUCUUAGCAUAUGGCUGUCAUUUCCUGCCUCUAUGUCCUGUGGCUUUACCUAGGACGCUGGUCCUCUGGUUUCUCUUGGUACCAGGUUUCUGCAUCUUGAAAUGCCAAUGCAAGUUCACCCUGGGCUGGUGGGAGAGCCUUUCUCUUCCUCUGGGGCAACACGGUGGCUGCAGGUGUCUCCUGGCUUCCCUUCCAGCAGCAGCUCCCUGUUCUCCCACAGUGGGCAGGACAUAUUCAGGCGUGGGUCAACCCUGCACGGGUAAUCCCGUAAUCCCCGUAGAAAUAUCUGAAUGGUGUUCCUCCUCCUGCUUUUUUAUUUAUUUAUUUUUAAUAGUCUUAUCAUCUUCCAAAAGCUUUUUCUUUUCCCCAGCAUUGCUACUGGGCUUUCUGCUUGUCCUGUAUCAAGUGCUCCCCUUUAAACUUCAGUUUAAAACAAAAAACACCCAAAGGGGGCCCUUUGCCACCAGCAGCAUGGAGGGACACGUUGCCAGUGGCCUGGGAAAUGGGGCAGGAAUUGGAAAGGGAAAGAUCAUGUACUCACCUAUUUCUCCAGAUACCAAAGUUGACUCCUGGUUACUAAACACCACCAGGAAUGAGGGACCUGGCCACCGUCACCUCUCCUGAAAGUGUUUGGGUGGUACAGAUUAUGUGCUGCUGUUCGACUCUCGCCAGCCCACGGAGAGCUGCAGAGCGUGUUUUAUUGGUUGUAGCCAGCCAGGCGCUCUGUUGUGGUAGCAGAGCAGGAGCCAGGAGGAGAACCCUGUGGAGUGGUGAGCAGGUGAGGGAGGGCUCACCUGUCAGUAUUCCCUAGUCCUUGAAUGGUGUCAGCAGGAAGGAAGGAGAAGAUGGCUGCAUCCCGUGGCCAUUUCCAGGGGUUGUUCUCCAAGACAGUGGGUCCUGGGAGAAGGAAUUUCACACCAGUGACCACCUGAUAGGGAGGAGAUGGGUAGGAGCAACAGGAGUAGAGGCACAGACACCUCGAGGGCCUUGGGUCCGGGAGAAUCCAGUGCUGCGCAGGUCCCCAGAGUGGUCCUGGGAUGUUCAUGGCUGCCCUUGAAGGGAGGGCUGCUGAAGCUGGGGCACUGUUCACAUCUCGUUCUACGUGGCUGCCCACUUCUUCAGUAAUUCAAAUGCUCAGCAGAUCUGGUGCUGGGACAAGCCUGGGCCCCUGACCUUAGUGGACAGUGACUGUGUGUUCACCAGGGUGGCUGGUCAGGGCAGGGAGACCCAGCGGGUCUCAUUAGCACCAGCCUGUCUCAUUAACACAACUAGAAAAGCAAGUGUCUGCCUCGCUGAAUGCAGGUUCGUUAGCUCUUUGUGAGGGACCUCAGCUAGCUAGCGUUAUGCCGGCACCUGAGUCCGCCCACGGCUUCUCUGUGGAGUGGCUUAAGGUCUCUAAGGGUGGGCAGGGGAAGGUGCUGGUGCAAGUGCUUUAUAAACUUAGUCUCGGCCUUGAGCCAAGGACUUUGGACCAGAGUGUGGGAUGGAACAGAACCUUGCACUGUGGUAAAAAGUACUGUGUGGCAAGUAACAGGUGCGUGUGGCUGUGGGUUCUUCAGGCUGUGUGUAGCUUUCCCAGAGAAGUGGUUUUGAUGUGUAAUGCUCUGGCUCCUCCUGCCCAUCCCUUCCUGUCUUUUGUGAAGAUGUUACAUCAUGUUACAUUGUUUUCAGCAAAACUAGAUGAAAUGGGCCCCUAGGUGGUGGCUCUCAACUUUGUCUCCCUGUAAGUUCAAACCCUUGAAUCCUAGCCCCUGCAAAUCUCCCUGGUGGAGAACUGGCCCUGGCCUUCGGGUGACAGGAAACCACAGAAGAACUGGGCUGCCUCCAGAACCCUGAGCCACCCCUGGUUCUGCUCCCUCUCACUGUGGGCCUGCCAUGGAAUGCCCAAGGGUCUGCCAUUGGAUUGGUAUUUUUAAUUUUCACUGGGAUGAAAUUUGUUCAUCAUUUUAAAUAAAGCAACUGGAUUUGGA
Ictidomys tridecemlineatus (thirteen-lined ground squirrel) is the source of this 4564-nucleotide messenger RNA. It is a transcript of the gene Jmjd6, whose product is annotated as jumonji domain containing 6, arginine demethylase and lysine hydroxylase. Gene Ontology annotation, molecular function: histone H4R3 demethylase activity; P-TEFb complex binding. Lineage: Eukaryota; Metazoa; Chordata; Mammalia; Rodentia; Sciuridae. Gene Ontology annotation, cellular component: nucleus; cytoplasm. Gene Ontology annotation, biological process: phagocytosis. The record is from RefSeq and is a predicted model, not a curated record.